This is a messenger RNA of Epinephelus lanceolatus (giant grouper), 4642 nucleotides long. RefSeq names its product raftlin family member 2 (gene rftn2). Lineage: Eukaryota; Metazoa; Chordata; Actinopteri; Perciformes; Serranidae. The record is from RefSeq and is a predicted model, not a curated record.
CCUCCUCUCCACGCUUCAGACCUGCGGCCACAUCAGCGGGACGCUUGGUCCCCGUUAAAACACUGUGUCCUGUGUCCGGUAACCGGCGCGUCUCCGGUGCUCCGGUUCAUCCUCCUCAUCUGUGUGUGAGCUCUCAGAGGGAGUAACGGGGAGGACGGAGCGGGAGGUGAUGGAGCGGUCCCGUUAAAGUUGAAGCCUGAAGAGAAGCUGAGUGUGUGUGUGUGUGUGUGUGUCUCCGGUGCUCCCGCCGCGCUCUGUGAGCGGCUGCUCCCCGCCUCAGAGGCCAUGGGCUGCGGCUUACGGAAACUGGAAGACCCGGAGGACAACAGCCCCGGGAAGAUCUACUCCACCUUAAAGAGACCACAGGUGGAGACUAAGACUGACACUGUGUACGAGUAUGUGCUGCUGGACUUCAGCCUGGAAGGCAGUCGCCCCACGGUUCAGUAUGUGGCUUCCCUCUCUGAGCUGCCCCAGGCCCUGCAGCCCUACUACACACAAGGCUACGUCCUGGCCGCCCUGCACCCCAUCAUCCUGUCUGUGGGCCGAACCCGCUCGCUGCCCUUCAGUCUGCUCUACAGAGCCAUCCUGGCCCGUCCCAGACCCAGUAAGCAGAUGGCGUCCAUGUGUUACAGCGUGCCCAUGUUGAAGGUGGAGGAGUGGCCAUUACCUGGAGAGUCACUGACGGGCGACACGGUCAGAGCGCUCAUCGACAGGGUGAACAGCAGCGCCCGGGGCGGCGUUCGAUUCGUGGGCUCGGUCCUCCAGCAGGUGAGUGGGAUCACCAACGGCAGGGUGCACAGUCCGAAGAGGGGCUGCCGCUCCCCUCCACGCACCCCUCCUCAUACUCCACCCGGAGACAGAGAGCUGGAGGAGAACACCUACAGUCCAGACUUGAGGCUGCUCGUCUUCUUCCACUCCUGGGCUCCUGGCUGUGCUCCUCUGGACUCACUGGCCUGUCAGUACCACCAGGGGGCGCUCUCCAUGCGCGUGUCCAGGAAGGGUCAGGCGGUCAGCUCCCUGGAAGCUGAUUGGCUGGAGCUGACUGCCGCCUACUACCGGAAAGGCUGGUCAUUGGUGGACUCGUUCGUCUACUGGGACACGCCUAAAGGCGAGCCGGUGCCACGAUCACUGGAGGGACUGUUUGUGUAUGAGGAGAGAAGCACCUCUCCUCCUGCCAAUGACACCAUCGUCGUGGAGCAGUGGACUGUCAUUGAGGGCUCCAACGUGAAAACAGACUACGGGCCCCUCCUUCACACUCUGGCAGAGUUUGGUUGGCUGCUCACGUGUGUGCUGCCCACUCCCAUCAUCCGACACGACAGUGACGGGAACUUGGCCACAAAGCAGGUUGUGUUUCUCCAGCGGCCGGUCAGAAGUCAGGCAGCAGCUCAACCCAGGAACCAGUCUUUAUCUGUGCACAGCGAAGUGUCCAGUCGCUCUGUGAGUCGAGCGGUCAGCAGCCCCAUCCCUCCAGAGGAGCUGUCUCCGACCGCCGGAGGCAUCGGGGGCUUCCCGGUGUUCGGAGGAGGGUAUCCCAGCGCCCUGUCUCACCUGGAGGAAGGAGGCUUUGAGCAGGAGGAGGGGAAAGCUGAGGUCACCUGUAUGUGAGCAGGGCAGACAGACGGACGCAGACUGAAGCUGAGGAUUUAAACGUUGUUGAAAAAUGACCUGAACUCUGGGAAAUCCACAGACUGUUGAUCACGUUCAUUUUAACAGAGACUUUAAUGUAGAAGAGCGCCGCACUUUUUAAAAAACGUUUUUAAUGAAGCCAUAAUGAGGUAUUAUUUACAUCUACAUCCAAACUUUUAUAUUCAGAUCUGUUGGGGAGAGACACGGGCACGUCCAUGGGAGACACUUUACACUUUAAUGCUUCUGUUUUUCUGAUGAGUUCAGGUGUUCUUGGGAAAUUGCUCCGUUACUAUAAAGCACAGACUUCUGCACAGUUUGUGAACAACACAGGAGGUGAGAUGAGGAACAGAGGGCUCUACUUUCUUUUGACGCAGCUCACACGUCUCACAGUUUAACACAUUUUUGUUUCCCCUCAGCCUUUUUCUUUAGUGUCACAUCACCCUCACCUCAAACUCACAGCUCCUCUCCUCGUUUGUAGACGGAGGCAGGAUGUGAAUAUUUAUCAGGGAGUCUGUCACAGUUUUCCUGUGCACAUCGGUACUGAAAAUAGUACUGCCUGACAUCGUACACUCACACAGAGAACAGUAUUUUCCUGUGACAUCACAGCCAGCAAGGUGCUACCAGGAGCUUUUCAGUGUUGUAAACUGGAGACAUUUUAUAUAUCAGUGUUGACCCCGUCCUCAUGUUUCAUCUGACUGGUGCCAUUUUAAAAUAACUCUGGAAACGUCUCAUCAUGCAUUCAUUUAUUAAGUGUUAUUUUAUAUUUCCUCUGUGGUACUUUCCUCAGACGAGACUGCAGACUGCUGCUUUACAGCUGACAUGGUACUGGACACACACCUGAUACUUUCUCUGUGAGGAUGAAGUCAUGAUGAAGACGAUGUAUUUUAGUUUUAUUUUAAGGGAACUCCACCGAUUUUACAAAUUGAAAUUUGUGUGCAGGGUUUUGGGAAGUAUGAGUGCAUAUGUGGGAAAAAAGGUUGUAUUAACGAACGGUUGGGGCUGAAGAGAAUCUGUGGAAACUAAUUUCUGCUAGUGUGAUAAGAAAAGAUCCUGUCAGACAAUAUUAUGAGACUUUCUCAAAUAAAGACUUGUCACAAAAAAACAGACUAGAAUCUCAAGAUAACAUGAAAGACUUUGUAUCUUAAAAUAAUGUGAAACAAUGCUAAUUAUUAGAUUUAAGAGUCGCUUUUGAGACAGUUUUUUUAAAUAUUUUGAAAUACUAACUCUACAUUGAGAGAGUUCCUUUUUAUUUUGAGGUAAUUAAGUCAUUAUUUUGGGCGAGUUUCUCAUUAUUUUGUGAUACUGGGUAAUUAUUUUUGAGUAAUUAUUUUUUAUUAUAUUUGGAAUAUCUCAUUACAUUGAGAACAUUUCUCUAUUUCAGAAGUGACUUUAAGAAAGUUUCUCAUUAUUUUGAGAUGCCACGUCAUUUUGAAUUUGUCAUUUUUUGGGGAGUUUCUCGUUAGUUUUACGUUUCUCAUUAUUUUGAGAUCAGUCAUUUUUGAGGAAAUGCAUAAUUAUUUUGGAACACAAACUGUUUACAAUUAGAAUAUUUAUCUAUAUUUGAGAUAAGUCAUUGUUUUGAGAAAAAUCCUCCUUUUUACAAAGUUUGUCAUUAUUUUGAGAUCAGUUAUAAUCGAGCAUGUUUUCUUUUUUUAAAACACUAACUCAUUACAUUGAGAACAUUUCUCUGUUUCAAAAUAAGUGAUUUGGGGAAAGUAUCUCAAUUAUUUUGAGAUGCUAACUCACUACAUUGAGGUUUCUCUAUUUAGAUUUUCAAGUCAUACUUAUUUAAUGACACUGAGUCAUUGUUUUAAGAGUUUCUCAUUUUGUGAUACUCAAAGUUUCUUAUUAAGUCUCAUUUUGAGAUCCUAUGACUUUAUUUAGACUGAGUCAUUAUUUCAAGAUAAUUAAAGGAUAACCUGCAUUUUUCAACCUAGAUCCUAUUCCCCCAUGUAAAUUAGACAAAUUUUAAAUCUGGUCCAGUAUUAAGUGAACAGAGCAACAGGCUGUAAUGGAGGCACACAGGGCAAUUAACUAUAUGUCCAUUAAAAGUGGUUAUUUUUGCCCCAGAGCGACACAGACUGUUGUUUUAAGUGGCUGAAGCGUCUCUUUACCGUUUGCUUGAUCAGGUCUGUUGUUGCUUUGUUAAGCUAAAGUCUCCUUCUGAAAUAUCACGAGAUGUCACUUGUUGCAGUGGAAAAUUGAGUGAACAUAAAACCGUUGUUCACAUCAGUCUCUUUGACCAAUUUGCACAAGGACAUAUGGUCCUUGUUGACAAAUGCCAAACUUAACCUAAGUCUUUAUUUUUUGAGAUAUUGUCAUUAUUUCCAGGUUUCUCAUGACUAAGAUCUUUUCUGUCAUCACAUUGGCAGAAAUGUGUUUCCACAGUAAAAGACAAGUUUGAAAGUGUGAAGAAAUCUGGGGAUUUGUUAGAAAGAAAUGUUAACCAGACCUCUGCAGGCUUAAUUUGCAGCUACUAGCUUAACUCACCCAAAUCUCUUCUGAGCUGUCGGUGGUCGGGUUGCAUCGUGGGUAAUGUAGGCACCAGGUUUAGACCAGGAAGAAUAAUUUGUGAAAUUAAGAGACGACUCCUUUAUAAAAGUGUCCACUGAGUCUGAGAAUGUUUCAGGAGUGAAAGUGUAAAAUCGGUGGAGUCGUCUUUAUUAAAUGCCAUGAAAGGGAUGUUGUUUUAAAGAAGAUAUGAUGCUGCUGUAUAUAAAUAUAUUAGAUGUUAGUAAUCAUUGUGCAAAUUCUGACUUACUGUGAUGCAUGUUAUUUUGCGUCUUUGGAGGGAAGUAAUGAGAUCAAAGGAACUGAUAGUAUAGUUUUAGGUUUCCAGUGAUGUACACACACACACGCCGCCCACAUCUUGACUGCUCCAUGUUUUAAAUGUGUUACGCUCCACAAACUCCCCGUCAGAGUUUACUAAAUGUCAGUAUUAAUAUUCCAGCCUUUCCUUUUUUUGGAGAGUACAUUUUGCCUCCUUUUUUAUUGCAUUAAACACUAUUUCCCAUGG